AUUAGCACCGAUCGUCGAUCAUUAGCUCGGGAACGGUGGCAACGCAAACAACACACUCGACGGCGGCCCGAAUUUCGAAUACGACGACGGCAGCUCGAAACGUUCUAAAGAAAUAACAGCAAUAGAGCGAUUCCCUCUUCAUCUUAGCGUCUGAAAAAUUGUACCAACGGUAUCCGCGAGCCUGGGCAAAGUGCGGUUUGAAAACGAUCAAAAUUUAAAAAGACAUCACAAUAAAAAAGAAAUAAAUCUUCGGUGAUUGUUAAAAUUGUGUAUUCAAGUGCGUGAAAUAAAUAACAUUAAAGAAAUUUAUCUCAAAGGAUUAUAGAAAAAAACGCCGCUGGUGAAACUGAGACAUAUACCUUGAAAUAUUAGACAUGACCACAUCGCACAUCUUGUCCGCAGUGGAUCCGACAACAGGACUUAACGGCAAUGUGGCGGCAGGAGGAGGAACCGGCAGCGGCUCCCACUCCCCGCAACACACCGCCCACAAUGGACAUGGACAUGGCCUUGGUGGCGUCGGGGGUGUGGUCGCUAUGGCCUCUGGAGGCGGAGGCGGAGUCGGAGGCAGCGGACAUCGAAUUGUCGGAGGCGCAGGGAGCCCCAAUGAACUGGAUCGUAAUCUGCGGGUCUCACUAGACGAUCGAGAGCUGUGGCUUCGCUUUCAGAAUCUCACCAACGAGAUGAUCGUCACCAAGAAUGGCAGGCGAAUGUUUCCGGUUGUGAAAAUCAGUGCCUCCGGCUUAGAUCCGGCUGCCAUGUAUACAGUUCUACUGGAGUUUGUGCAGGUCGACACUCAUCGCUGGAAGUACGUUAAUGGCGAAUGGGUUCCCGGCGGCAAAGCAGAGGUUCCACCGUCGAAUCCAAUAUAUGUUCAUCCCGAGUCACCCAACUUCGGAGCUCAUUGGAUGAAAGAGCCAAUCUCAUUCGCGAAAGUCAAGUUGACAAACAAAACUAACGGAAACGGUCAAAUAAUGCUGAACUCGUUGCAUAAGUACGAGCCACGAGUCCAUCUGGUCCGCGUGGGAUCCGAGCAGCGUCAUGUGGUCACCUAUCCAUUUCCAGAAACACAGUUUAUUGCGGUAACUGCCUACCAAAACGAGGAGGUGACCUCUCUUAAGAUCAAGUACAAUCCCUUCGCCAAGGCCUUUCUCGAUGCUAAAGAGCGACCGGACACGCUCUAUCCACACGACACCCACUACGGCUGGCUUAUUCCCCCACCCUCGCACUACACUACUGCCUCUGCAGUAGCCGCACCGCCACCCCCACUGCCCAUGAGCCAGACGCACAGCCUGGUGACACCGUCUCCGACCUCAUCCUCGGCAUCCGUAACCGGCAGCUGCGAUCGGUACGGUCGUUCUCUGUCCACACGGAGUGCAGCUCCCAAUCGCAGCACGCCUUAUAGCCGACCCCGCGUUAUCUCUGGCUCCGGGUCAAAUGGGAGUGCGGGAAAUGCCUCCUCUUCCUCCCCCCAGCCACCGUCGGCGCCUCAUACACCUACCGGUCUGCAGUCUUCCCUGGGAUCCGUUAGCACCAGCGGAGGCACAAACACAAGCUCCAGCAUAAGCAGCAGCAGCAAUGCCAGUGGCUGCUUCACUAGUUCCUACUCUCAGUCGGGCUUUAUGCCAGUGGAGGCAACCUCAACGGCGUCCGUUUUCUCCUAUCCGAGCAGCUGGCAGAGCAACAGUAACUACUGGAGCUCAACGAGUGUUCCUGGUCCCAUGCCAAUGAGCGUGUGCAGCAGCCGAAACAUCUCCACUCACAAUUCACCAUCGCCUACGAAUGGUUCUCCGAGCUACACGACACCCUCGCCCGGCUAUACCAUACACCAUCUGACACCGCAUAGCCACCAGUACAACAUGACCCAGCCGGAUCUCUAUGCGAGUGGAUCAGCUGCCUCGAGCUCGCCGCAGACCUACGUUGCACCCGCACACCAAGUGUACCAUCCGACGCCCACCUCCCCCACCCAUCAGCUGUACACGAACGUGCUCAAUGCCCCCUCCGCCCUUAGCUAUCCAGCUAGCGGCUGGCACAACGGGUCAGGCGCCGAGUACGGGCUCUACCAGAACGCAGCUGCGGCUUACUAUCAACCGGAAUAUAUUCCGCUUGAGAUUGGCUAUGCCACUCACCCACUGGAGCCCGUGGACGUCACAAAGUCGAUUGAGGAGCCACAGUCCGCCAUGUACAAGACAAGUGAGGAGCAGAACUCCGUCAUUACUCUGGAGUGCGCGAAUGCCAGUCUAAAGCCCGCUCACAAUCAUAACGAGAUCAAACUGGAGUCCUUAGAGCAUAGGGUGGAUCAAGGUGUAUCUGUUCCCAGUGCAGUGCCCACGGGUGUACCCACUUCCGUGGUUACCGCUGUCACUGCAGACACCUGGACACCGCUAACACCGCCCCAAAGUACUCUGCAAUGAUGUCUCCAUGAUGACUCGAGAUUGACAUCUCCGUUAUCUCACAGCCACAGCCCAUAGAUGCAUGACCCUUAAGCUACUUGGAUGGAUCGAAUAAUUGACCGAAUUAGACCUAAUAUGACCUUUAUGACAAGUUAAUGUAAAUUUAGCAAAUGUUUCUAGAAUAUUGUACACUGUAUCAUGGCUUUCCAAUGUGUUUCUAUCAAAUUAUAUAUAACAUAAAUAUACUUAAUAUUAUACAAAACCCCA
Messenger RNA from Drosophila innubila, 2657 nucleotides. It is a transcript of the gene byn, whose product is annotated as T-related protein. The record is from RefSeq and is a predicted model, not a curated record. Gene Ontology annotation, molecular function: DNA-binding transcription factor activity, RNA polymerase II-specific; RNA polymerase II cis-regulatory region sequence-specific DNA binding. NCBI's taxonomy places the organism in Eukaryota, Metazoa, Arthropoda, Insecta, Diptera, Drosophilidae. The transcript has 7 exons. Bases 375 to 2411 code for a protein of 678 amino acids. Gene Ontology annotation, biological process: regulation of transcription by RNA polymerase II; cell fate specification; positive regulation of DNA-templated transcription. Gene Ontology annotation, cellular component: nucleus.